Anguilla anguilla (European eel) is the source of this 1329-nucleotide messenger RNA. RefSeq lists its product as uncharacterized. NCBI's taxonomy places the organism in Eukaryota, Metazoa, Chordata, Actinopteri, Anguilliformes, Anguillidae. The coding region runs from base 98 to 769 and encodes 223 amino acids. Gene Ontology annotation, molecular function: protein binding. The transcript is spliced from 5 exons. The record is from RefSeq and is a predicted model, not a curated record.
CCCCUUUUUCCUGAGGGAAUAAGAGUUUCCCCCGACGGACAGACGGACAGACACUCGAAUUAGGAGACCCUGUCUUCAAGUGCCCACAGACUGCAUCAUGCCCGAGCCUAAGAAAACAGGAAGGAAAUCAAAAUCUGGAGCUUCUGCAGCAGAGAAGCUUCCGGUCUAUGAGCCGAAUAUUCCUGAGCCCACCACCCGAGCGGAUCUUCUGAAAUACUGGCUUCCUCUCUGCCUGGAUGACAGGACAGCUCAGAAGAUGCUGUGGAUUUCAGAAGGGGGCAGCAAGGUGACGCGUAAGGAAGACGAGUCCGUGUGCCCGUACCCCAACAGGCCUGAGCGUUUCGACCACUCGCCACAGGUGCUGUGCAAGGAGGGCCUCUGGGGCAUCCGGGGCUACUGGGAAGUGGAGUUUUCGGGCUGGGUGGUGAUCGGGGCCAUGUACGAGGGUGUGGGGCGCAAGGCCCAGGACGGGCCGUGCGGCCUGGGGGAGAACGAGGGCUCCUGGGGGGUGGGCUGGGCGGGGACCAGCUACCAGGCCUGGCACAACAGCGAGAACGUGGACGUGGAGGCGCCGCUCACCCCCGUCAUCGGGGUGUACCUGGACCAGCCCGCCGGCGUCCUCAGCUUCUUCGCCGUGACGGGGGAGGAGGAGGCGCAGAAGGAGGCCAAGCUGCUCCACAGGUACAAGGCCUCCUUCAAGGAGCGCCUCCUCCCGGGCUUCUGGGUGGGGACCAACUCCCACUGCUGGAUCCGGAAGAAAGCAGAGUGAGCGAGGGAGAGGGAGGGGGAGGAGAGAAAGAGUGAGAGAAGGAAGGAAGGAAGGAAGGAAGGAAGGGGGGAAAGAUGUGUGUAAGCUGCGGAGGGAGGGUAGUGAGGCGGAGUCCUGAUUGGCUGGGGGAAAGGGUAGAAAAUGAAAAAUAAAAAACGUUUUAAAAAAUGUAAAAUAUAUGGGGGAUGGGGAUAGUACGGAGAGUAUGCAGAUAUUUAUGGAAUGACAGAAGGGUGUUUCUUUCUCCUGUUUUAAUAACUGCAUUCUUCUAAUUCCUCCUCUGAAAAAAUAAAUAAAUAGUGAUUACAAUGAUGGUGAUCAAAGUAUAUGGCUGUUACAUUUACUACCAUUAUCACUGUUUGGUAUUAUUGCUACAGUAUAAUUACAGAUUACAGUAGAUUACUAUCUAUGUACGAUAGAUAUACUAUUUUAAAAUUGUGUUGGUAAAAUUAUGGAAAUUGGAGAAACUGCUGUUUUGUAUCUGAAGUGCCAGUAUUCAUGAAUGUAUCCACAUUUUUGGGAAAUUAAGUUUAUGAAUAAAUAUGAAUUUAUGAACCAUU